AUGGGGAUUCAUCCCCCCCCAGAAGAAACAGAGGCAGAGGAAGAAACAGGAGCCUCCGAUGUCCCUGCUCUUGCUGCCUCUAAGAAGUCUUUUACAUUCAACUUCAGAGGUCAUCUGAGAAGGAAGGUUUCAGACAAAAAUGAGAAGGACACCCCAGCAGAGAGCAAGGGUGAGAAGAAAGAGAGGAGGACUUUCCUACAUUGGAUGAGAAGAAAGAGAAUCCAGCCAGCCCCUCUCAAAAAUAUGAAUGAGGUCCAGUCUGACAGCAGUGCAGCAGAGCACAAACAGAGCGGCACCUCCAGUGAAGAAGAUGUUGUGACCAUUUCUCUUCAGCUGGAGAAAAAUGGAACCUUUUUGCCAUGCCGAAGCAAAAUUUCUCAAAAUAUCACAGUCACUGAUACCAAUCCACAAAAGUCAAGGUCAAAGACCUCUGUGGACUACAUUGAGCCAGACGCUGAGGGUCCAGAAAAAAACAACACAAGCGCUGAGCCAAAACCAAAGAAGAGCAAGCGGCUCAGGAAAUUCCUCAGCAAUCCGUUCUCAAAGGUAAGGACACAUUUAUUUGUGAAUUGUUUGGUGGUUCAUGAAGGAAAUAUGCUGCAGUGGUCCAGACUUGAUGUUUUUGGAUAUUUAGAGUUGAUAUUUCUGUACUAAUUGUUUGUCAUUUUUUUCACAUAAAGAACGAGAGUAAGCUGAAGACAGAGGAGAAGGAGAAGAAGGAGGAGAAAGAGAAGGUUUCAGCUGACAGGGAUGUUGGCUCCCCUCCAUUCUGGGUUCGGCUGGUUUGCGGCAGUCAAACCAGAAGCUUACACCCUAAACACUCCAGUUCUCUACACCCUGACAGAACUGGAGAAUGCUGGAGUGAGACUUAG
Molecule: messenger RNA, 872 nt
Organism: Xyrichtys novacula (pearly razorfish)
Lineage: Eukaryota; Metazoa; Chordata; Actinopteri; Labriformes; Labridae
Source: the annotation of a GenBank genome assembly